Fulvia fulva is the source of this 1611-nucleotide messenger RNA. RefSeq lists its product as uncharacterized. Lineage: Eukaryota; Fungi; Ascomycota; Dothideomycetes; Mycosphaerellales; Mycosphaerellaceae. Bases 1 to 1611 code for a protein of 536 amino acids. The transcript has a single exon. The record is from RefSeq and is a predicted model, not a curated record.
AUGGGGUACGAUCUUGCUCGGGCUUUGCGCCGUCGAAGCUCGAGCCGUGGUUCGAGAAGCAGCCCCUUCAGCACCGAUGAGGGCCGUAAUGGCGGCAACUAUUAUCGUGGUGCGAUGCGACGCCCGCACCACUUUGUUGAUUACACCUACCCCGAUGACUCUCUGAUCCCCUACAAUGCGAAACUGAAACUCGAGCCGCCAGCAAAGGCCGCGAUGCGGAAGAGGCCAGAGGAAAGACCAUUAAGGCAAACCAUGGCAGACACGACAUUCUCUUCCAGCUCAAGUCUAUCGCCUGAUGGUUCUCGAAAUGCAGUCUGGCACGUCUGCCGCACGACGACAGACCCCAAAGAAUUCGUCGACAUUGUGGAAAGCUUGACGCCCAAGCAAGGUGGCACACAACUGUCCUUCGUCUCAUAUUGCUACGAGGACGAGGAAGUGCGAUUCAAGAUCCAAGUAUAUUCUACCUUCGCGAACGGUGCGAGUAUCGACUUCGCCUGCUCUUUAGACGAGCAAGCAUUCGGCGCACUUGGGGAGCUAACCACACCGUCGACACUAAGCUACGACGCUGUCGGAAUCAUAGACAGUCUGUACUUUCGCGCAAAUGACAUGGCGUUCUUCGAAGUGCAGCGACAAUUACUGGCCCAAGGGCUUCGAGAUGUAGCUUACAGGCCGAUCAAAUGGCUGUCGUGGAUAGAAGAGAAGAUGAUGGAUGCAAAAAAGUUGUACCUUCGACGACUGAGCUUCCCAGAGUGGCGCACCGACGAAUCUUCGGAAAAUUGUUGUCUCACAAAGGCAUCUCCCCUUGAACUACCUGUCCAGAUCAUUUACCCCUGCGGCUAUCCAGAUGAGAUGGGACCAGAGCAAUUCAAAGCACUAACAUCGGAGGAAUGUCUGCUUGCGCAUUGCGACAAUUGUGGGGCGAGAAUACUGCCAAGCGAGGACUUCUUCGACCUAGCAGUUCUUGAGAGUAACGAGAGUGUGAUUGAUCAUGCUGACGAGCAGGAAUCCAAUCGUAAUCUUGAUGAUCACAUCACAAGCCACGAGGUGUCGACUGUCUCAGCAGAAGCCGUGAUGAAUUGUUUGGAGCUGGCACUAAUGACGAUGCAAGCAGACGCCACCAUCAUGCCAGAGUCACAAGCAUUUUGCAUGCGUGAGGAGACGCAAUUUGCGCUAUACGCUGUCCAGCUUGAACUUGAACAACGUCACCAUCUUCGCGUUACACCAGUGCAUCUCGGUGCGAAGCUGCUCCACUGCAUCGACACGAAGCUCGAGGACGACGCGAGGCAGCACGGCUGGACUGAAGCCAGCGGCGUAGUCCCGACUGCACCAGGAUGGAGGGGCGAUGUUAGGAUCUGGAUCAAGCGAACGGUGAACAUGCUUUACCUCCGCCGGUGUGACAAGACUGGCUAUAAGCAUCUCGGAGUGCACAAGCAGGAUGAUGAAGUGACGUACAUCAAUCACACCUUCGAAACCCCGGAUGAUAAAGACGAAGAACUUGACUCUGCCCAAGAAGAAGAUGACGAUGAAGAAGAUGAGCAGGAUUUGAACAUGAAUGGCGAGCUUACCAUGGAAGACGAAAUGGAACAUGAGGUGGAUGAGUGGUCUGUUUAG